Messenger RNA from Helicoverpa armigera (cotton bollworm), 8490 nucleotides. It is a transcript of the gene mask, whose product is annotated as ankyrin repeat domain-containing protein 17. Gene Ontology annotation, cellular component: cytoplasm. The record is from RefSeq and is a predicted model, not a curated record. NCBI's taxonomy places the organism in Eukaryota, Metazoa, Arthropoda, Insecta, Lepidoptera, Noctuidae. Gene Ontology annotation, molecular function: protein binding; RNA binding. Bases 174 to 7850 code for a protein of 2558 amino acids. Gene Ontology annotation, biological process: innate immune response. The transcript is spliced from 47 exons.
UUGGUUAGCCUACUUGAAGCAUCCGGGAACCUCGCCAUAGUAGUAGACAUGGCGGGUAUCAACCUGGCUAAAUGACGAAAUAAAUUUUGUUUGGUAAUAUAAGAUCGUGUUAAUUUCGUAGAAAAAGUGUUGAUACUAAAAGACUAAUUAAGUUAUAUUGGAUUAGGACAAAGAUGCAGAAUGUUGGACAGUCUGAAAACCGAAAUAUCGAUAAGGUGAAUGUGCAACUUGAUGUGGUAAAAUCGUCCACUCCUCAAAGUUCGGCUUCGAGUCCGGCCAAAUCUGAAACCGAAACGUAUUCAGGAGCGCCUGCCAAAUACAUGACGGACUCUUCGGAAAGCGAGGAUGACUCUGUGUCCGAGAUCUUGCUGGCUUGUUUGUGCCUUAGCAGGCCAGACCUGUUGACGGAGAUGGAAGAAGAAGGUGGUGGUGCAGAGCCAUCCAAGUUCCUGCUGUCCCACGAUGACCCGGAGCGGGCAGUUGACCCAGAGAUGGAGGCACGUCUCGAGGCUCUGCUCCAAGCAGCUGGCAUCGGCAAGCUAUCCGGUGAGGGCAAGCACCUCGCCGACCCGGAGGUGCUUCGCCGGCUGACGUCGUCGGUGUCGUGCGCGCUCGACGAGGCGGCCGCGGCCCUCACGCGCAUGCGCAGCGACCAACCACCACCGCACCACCGGCACCACCACCAGGACAAAAAUCAACAAUGCGGGUCGAGUGCAACGGGAACCACGCCGACCGUGGCGUCGUCGGUGGGCGCGGACGGGGCGCCGUCGCUGGCGGAGGCGUGCUCGGACGGCGACGUGGGCACCGUGCGGAAGCUGCUGACGGAGGGCCGCUCCGUGCACGAGACCACAGAGGAGGGCGAGUCGCUGCUCUCGCUCGCAUGCUCCGCGGGAUACUACGAGCUCGCUCAAGUGCUGCUAGCCAUGCACGCGAGUGUAGAGGACCGCGGCAUCAAGGGCGACUGCACACCCCUGAUGGAGGCGGCGAGCGCGGGUCACGUGGACAUCGUCCGGCUGCUGAUCGCGCACCACGCGGACGUAAACGCGGUGUCCGGGUCGGGCAACACGCCGCUCAUGUACGCGUGCGCGGGCGGCCACGAGGAGUGCGUCCGCGCGCUGCUCGAGAGCGGCGCCAAUGUUGAGGACCACAACGAGAAUGGACACACGCCGCUCAUGGAGGCAGCAUCAGCAGGUCACGUAGGUGUGGCAAAGAUCCUUCUAGAACACGGCGCUGGCAUCAACACGCACUCGAACGAGUUCAAGGAGUCUGCCCUCACCCUCGCCUGCUACAAGGGCCACCUCGACAUGGUUCGGUUCCUGCUGGCAGCAGGCGCCGACCGUGAGCACAAGACCGAUGAGAUGCAUACAGCGUUGAUGGAGGCUAGCAUGGACGGACAUGUCGAAGUGGCCAGGUUGCUGCUCGAUUCUGGCGCCCAGGUUAACAUGCCGACGGACAGUUUCGAAUCACCGCUGACGCUAGCGGCUUGCGGCGGCCAUGUUGAAUUAGCAAUGUUGCUGCUGGAACGAGGGGCUAACAUCGAGGAGGUCAACGAUGAAGGUUACACGCCGCUCAUGGAGGCCGCUAGAGAAGGUCACGAGGAAAUGGUGGCACUCCUGCUGGGUCAGGGCGCCUCCAUCAACGCGCAGACGGAAGAGACGCAAGAGACUGCGCUGACGCUGGCCUGCUGCGGCGGCUUCCUCGAGGUGGCCGACUUCCUCAUCAAGGCGGGAGCUGAUGCUGAGCUGGGCGCCUCCACGCCUCUCAUGGAGGCCUCCCAGGAGGGACACCUUGAACUCGUGCGCUACCUGCUAAACGCGGGCGCGGACGUGAACGCCCAGACCCAGACGGGCGACACAGCGCUGACGUACGCUUGCGAGAACGGUCACACGGACGUGGCGGACCUGCUGCUGCGAGCCGGCGCCGAGCUGGAGCACGAGAGCGAGGGCGGCCGCACGCCGCUCAUGAAGGCCUGUCGCGCCGGACACGUGUGCACCGUGCAGUUCCUCGUCGGCAAGGGCGCAGACGUGAACCGCAUGACAGCUCUAGGCGACCACACUCCCCUCUCCUUAGCCUGCGCGGGCGGCCACGUGGACGUGGUGAAGUUCCUCCUGGCUUGCGACGCCGACCCCUUCCGCAAGCUCAAGGACAACUCCACCAUGCUCAUCGAGGCGGCUAAGGGCGGACAUACCGCUGUCGUGCAGCUGUUGCUGGAUUACCCUCACUCCGUCAUGUUGCCACGAGGCGUGGCCGGAGCGGAGGAGGCGCACGGGCUGAGCGCGGCGCAGGCGGCGGCGCUGGGGCUGAGCCACGCGGCGGCGCCGGGCGGCGGGCGCGCGCUGCUGCCGGCGCACGCGCACGCGCACGCGGCGCUGCACCACCCGCCGCACCACCACCAGGCGCCGCAGGACCUGCCCACCAAGUUCUCCAAGGUCUACCUCGAUGAGCGCGGCGUAGCGGGUCGCAAGAAGGCAGGCGGCGGCGCGAACACGGGCGCCGUGUGCGCGCCGGCCGACGCCAACAAGCACAAGUGCACGCGCAAGCAGCGCGUCGCGCCGCCGCACUCCGACCACCACCUGCCGCCGCCGCCCGACAUACUCGACGACAACAUUUGCCACCACGCCAUGGCUAAGGUAUCACUCCCGCCGGGGUUUACGUGGAAGGACGUAAACAAGAAAGUUAAAAUUAAAUGCCAGAUUAAAAAUAAAUGCAACCGGGACCCGCGCGACUGCCUGCCCGAGGCCGACCGCAGCCUGCUCGACUUGCCCGACCCUGCAGGUCCGCCGACGCUCGCCACGUCGGCGCUGCACGCCUUGGACCUUCAGUUCUGCGCUCAAGGUGUGACGACCAUCCACCCUCCCACUACGCCGCCGUACCCGCCUCCGCAGCAGUUGUUCCCAGUGCAGCAACUAGCUACCAACCUUAACCAGCACCAACUGCAGGAAUUGCAGCAACAGCAAUUCCAGCAGCUAGCGGCUCAGCAGCAACAACAACAGCAACAGCAGCAGCAGCAACAGAAAAAGCAGCAGCAGCAGCAACAACAACAACAACAACAACAACAGCAGCAGCAGCAGCAGCAGCAACAACAACAACAAGCGCAGCAGCAGCAGCAGUUGUAUGUCCAAGAGUUGCAGCAGAGGCCUGAAGCUUUUGCGGCACAGCUGGUGGAAGGCGGCGCGGGAGAGGAUGGCGCGGGCGCGGGCGGCGGCGUGGAGGCGCGGGAGCUGGGCGCCGUGCUGGCCUACCUGCAGCGCGAGGUGCCGUCGCUCGUCGCGCUGCCGCCCAACGAGCUGCGCUCCCUCGUACUGCAGGUGAUGCAGCAGAAGUCGCACGAGAUCCUGUCGUCGAAGUGCGCGGAGACGGACACCGUGCGAGGCGCGGACGGCGAGGGCCACGAGCGCCACGCGCGCCGCCUGCUGGAGGAGGCGCUCACCGCCGACUGGCCGCGCCAGGACCACCACCACCACCACCACCAUCACCACCACCAUGUCGACGUCACUGCCAGUAACGGAUGCCAAUUCCGGGUUCGUCCAUCUUCGCCUUCGGGCAACCUGGAGAGCGGCAUCAUCCUGACGCGGGCCGACAACGACAUCCUGACACUGCCGCAGUCGUCCGCGCAGGCGCCGCCGCCGCAGCAGCAGCAGCAGCAGGAAAUACAGCCGCUGUUCGCACUGCCGCCGCCUACGUUGCCCUAUGAAGAGUAUGGUGUUACUUCAAGGUCGGCAACGUUCGCUCCCCCGCAUGCGGGCACGGCGGCCGCGGCGGCACCCGCAGCCCCGCUGGCGCCGCAACCCCACUCCAAACGCGAACAACCUCACCACCACAAUAAUGCCUCCGUCGCCGCCAAGAAGAAGGGUCGGUUCGCGGGCACGGGCCGCGGCUGCCGCUCGGGCGAGGCGUACGGCACGGCCACUCCCCCCGCGCCCGCGCCCGCCGCCUACUGCGCCAUGGACGUGGACGGCGAGACCGACUCCAACCACGACACCGCGCUCACGCUCGCCUGUGCUGGCGGACACGAGGACUUGGUGGAGCUGCUGCUCAGUCGCGGCGCUGAUAUCGAGCAUCGGGACAAGAAGGGUUUCACCCCGCUAAUCCUAGCGGCGACUGCCGGCCACGAGAAAAUCGUGGAGAUCCUUCUGAACCACGGCGCGGACAUCGAGGCGCAGUCGGAGCGCACGAAGGACACUCCGCUGUCGCUGGCCUGCAGCGGCGGCCGCUACGAGGUCGUGGAGCUCAUCCUCAGCCGCGGCGCCAACAAGGAGCACCGCAACGUGUCCGACUACACGCCCCUCUCGCUCGCCGCCAGCGGCGGCUACGUCAACAUCAUCAGGCUGCUGCUCACACAUCAGGCUGAAAUCAACUCCCGCACCGGUUCGAAACUGGGCAUCUCCCCCCUCAUGCUGGCCGCUAUGAACGGUCACACGGCGGCUGUCCGGCUGCUGCUGGACUGCGGCUCCGAUAUCAACGCGCAGAUCGAGACCAACCGCAAUACCGCGCUUACCCUCGCCUGCUUCCAAGGUCGGCACGAAGUAGUGAGCUUACUACUCGACCGCAAAGCGAACGUAGAACACCGCGCGAAGACCGGCCUCACUCCCCUCAUGGAGGCAGCGAGCGGCGGCUACGUGGAGGUCGGCCGGGUACUGUUGGACAAGGGCGCGGACGUCAAUGCUCCGCCCGUGCCCUCGUCCCGGGACACCGCGCUCACCAUCGCCGCGGAUAAAGGACACACCAAGUUUGUCGAGCUGCUGCUGCAGAGGCGAGCGGCGGUGGAAGUGAAAAACAAAAAAGGCAACUCUCCCCUAUGGCUGGCGGCCAACGGUGGACACCUCGCAGUGGUCGAGAUGUUGUACGCCGCCGGCGCAGACAUUGACUCACAAGACAAUAGAAAAGUAUCAUGCCUAAUGGCCGCCUUCCGUAAGGGCCACACUAAAGUGGUCAAAUGGAUGGUCGGCGUAGUUACGCAAUUCCCCUCAGACCAGGAAAUGACAAGGUACAUCUGUACAAUCUCGGACAAGGAGCUGCUGGAGAAGUGCCAGGAGUGCGUGCGCGUGAUCCGCGCCGCCAAGGAGACGCAGGCCGCCCGCGCCAACCAGAACGCCACCAUCCUGCUGGAGGAGCUCGACGCCGAGCGCUGCCGCGAGGAGUCGCGCCGCCAGGCCGCCGCGCGCAGGCGGGAGCGCAAGAAGAAGAAGAAGUUGGAGAAGAAGGAGGAGCGGCGCAAGCUGCAGGCGGAGAACGACAAGAACUCGCUGUACUGCGACAAGGCGCUCGGAGACUGCUCCGAGGGCGGCGAGCCCGACGACGAGCCGGCGGCCAAGGAGGAGGGCGACUCGGGGAUCGAUGCUAACUCACAGGGUUCAUGUUCGUCGUCGGACGUGAAGGCUCCGCCCGUGCAGACGAGCAAGUCUAAAAAGAAGAAGAAAGACGAGAAGGCAGCCGCUCCCCCUCCGCCCGCACCUCCCGCCAAGAAACAACCUGAUAAAAGCAAACCCAAAAUAGAGACUAAACCGGAGAAGGAACCCACUCCUAAGCCGGACAAGAAACAAGAGAAGGAGAACGUGGCGCCGAGCUCCCCGCCCGCCACGCCCGCCAAGCCCGCGCCGCCGCCCGAGAGACGGCCCGCUGAGAAGAAAGACAAAAAACCCGAAGAGGAUAACCCUAAGAGCAUUACAGUACAGAAUGUUAACAAAUACGGGAAUAACUCUAGAAAGAGUCAAGUUUUCGAAUCCACUAGGCACAAUGUGGAUAAAGACGAUGUUGACACAAGUGACAAAAAUAAAAAGACGCACAACACGCAUCAAUGGGAGACCGAAGGCAAGAGUACGUCUCCUAAGGGUGGCUGCGUGGGCGGCCGACGUGAGGAGGGAUGGAAGGAGGUCGUACGCAAAUCUAGUGUGCAGACCCUCUCUACUGUUGAACCUGGGUGCAAGAAAGUGUCGGUAGCGUCACACGCGAUCUCGCGAGUGAUCGGACGCGCGGGCAGCAACAUCAACGCCAUCCGCUCCGCCACCGGCGCCCACAUCGAGGUCGACAAGCAGAGCAAGGGCCAGGGCGAGAGGAUCAUUACUAUCAAGGGCUCAGCCGAAGCUACAAAGCAAGCGGGCAUGCUGAUCGCAGCUAUGAUCCGUGACCCGGAAGCGGAUAUCGUGCAACUAUUACCUCGCGCGGUCACCAAGCCGCCGCCGCAACCACUGCCGUUGCAACCGAAGACACCUAAACAACCACCACCUAAGCAGCAGGCAGGAGCCAGCAGCAGCAGCAGCAGCUCGGCCAGCAGCCGCACGACGCCCACGGCGCGGGCGCCGCCCAAGCAGCACGUGCGCCCCGCGCCGCCCAGGCUGCAGCCGCAUACAUCAACAGCAGAAAAGCGCGCCCCCACAUCGACGAGCGUCAGUUUGACCGUGAACAGCGGCGUGAAGACCAGCGCAGCGCUCUCAUACACGGGCGCCAUCGUGGGAGCCCGGCCUCACACCUUCGCCGCCAAGCUCACUGCGGCACCCGCCGCCCCGGCCCCCGCGCCGCCUGCCCAGCCGCCGCCGGAGGCUAAACCCAGACCUGCGCCACAGCAGCAGUCAGCCCCCAGCAGCAGCCCCGGCUCGUCGUCGCAGGCUGGCGCGGCGUCGCCGCAGAAGGCUCGCGAGGCGUCGCCGCCGCCGCCCGCCGCGCCCGCGCCACACAAGCAUGAAGAAGCUGAGAAACAGCACCGUCUACCUGAUCGCACUGUGCAGCUAAGCCCAGAUAACUCAAGCUCCUGGAGUGCAAAUGAGGAGAAUACGCCGAAUACCUCCUCAGCGCUACAUAUUAAUACCACCCCGCAGCAGUCUCACAGCCGCGCGGGCGGGCAGGAGUACUCGCUGUUCAAGGACCUGUCGGCCGGCGCCGCCGCCGUCUGGGGAGCGUCGGGUGACGCCACGCACAACGUCGACCCGCCGCCGCCGCAGGUUGAUGCGAGCAAGGCGCCCGGCUACCGCGGCGCUGGCGGUGGCGCGGGAGCUGGCGGCGGCUGCUCGCCGUGCUCGCGCACGUCGUCGCACGGCAGCACGCCGCCGCCCGCCUACGCGCCCGCGCUGCACCAGCCCGUGCAGCCCUACCACCAGCCCAUGCCUCUCGGCAACAACGUCAACACAAUGGACAUGAGCGGGCUCUCCCGGAAUGGACCUAUCUACCAAGACAACUCUCGGAAUGGACAUAACAUGAUGCAGCAGGUGUCGAUCUCGAGCGGCGUGAACAUGUCGGGCGCAGCGUUGGGGCUGGGCUACGUGGGCGUGGAGAGCGUGUCGCGCCUCAACCCCCGCGCGCCCGACUUCGCGCAGCGACACCCGCUCAUGCAGCAGAAGCACAACGCACAGUUGUUCGCGGGCGCGAGCAACGCGGGCAACCUGAGCGCGCUGCUGAUGUCGUACCAGCAGCAGCCCAUGAACCAGUCACCCAAACCUAUGCAGCAUACACCGCAGCAACAACACCAUGCCUACCAGUCGCUGCUGGAGCGCGGCGUUGGCGGUGUGGGCGGUUGGGGCGGCGGCGAGGAGGAGGAGCGCAAGCCGCGCCCCAUCGGCACCGAGCGCGCCUGGAAGCUCACCGCCGCCGACGACUGGCCGCACGCGCACCUGCACCACCCGCACCACGCCGACCACGACCGCUACCAGGGCGUGAGCGGCAUGGGCCACGUGUCGCACGGCAUGGACAGCGGCGCGUACGGCGGCGUGGGCGCGGGCGGCGCCACGGCGGCGGCGCUGUCGCUGAUGCACGCGCUGCCGCUGCACUACCUGCCGGGCGCCGAGCCGCAGCACUGGGAGCCGCCGCCGCACCAGCCCGACAAACAGGUACCGCGCGUGCCGCCGCGCCGCUACUGAGCGCCCGCCCCCACUCACGCACUGUCUGUCGCAGGCCUGGACCAAGUGGACUCACUAGAGCCGCCGCCGCCGCCGCCGCCGCGUCCGCCGAGGCCCCACACGAUUAUAUAUAAUUGUAAUCCUUGGAAACGGUGUAGAUAUUAGUGAGAAAGAAUUAUAUUAUACAGAUUAUCUAUAUACAUAAUAGAGAAGAUGUCCUAUCGAGAAGAGAACUACUUAUACUGUACGAUCGACUGAAGUGAGCAUUAAACGAUUCAUUAUAAUGAAACUCGUGAGGGGAGUCGGAUGUAGUUUUAUUUGUUACUGCCGCUCGCCGGUCGCCGGACGCGACGUUACGUUUAGACGAAUUAUAGUUAUGUUAUAGUCGGCGUCGCCGUUUCAUCUGAUGUAGAUAUACGCGUAAACGAAUGUAAUAGUAGGUAGCUUGGAAUGUGAUUCCGAAGUGCCGCUGAGUGUUUUGAGUUGCCUUGCGUGCGGUCGCCGCCCGCCGUCUAUUAUACAUAUUUUACACUAUAUUAUGGCAUAAUGCGAUAUUAAUUUCGAUGAUUAGUACGCUCGUAAAUCGAGGCGGAAUAUUAAACAUGUAUUAAUAAAUUUGCUUGUACAUGAAGAUUAAAUAUCGAUAUAUUGAUGCACUGUA